This is a messenger RNA of Sinocyclocheilus rhinocerous, 4427 nucleotides long. RefSeq lists its product as uncharacterized. The record is from RefSeq and is a predicted model, not a curated record. Lineage: Eukaryota; Metazoa; Chordata; Actinopteri; Cypriniformes; Cyprinidae. The transcript has 20 exons. Bases 81 to 3572 code for a protein of 1163 amino acids.
CUGACGACAGUCGGGCACAUCGCACCGCAGCGCUACUGUAACAAAAGAGUGAUCGAUCCCUGCGGUUUUAUUUAGCGAUCAUGAGCAGCACACAGUCUUACUGUCGCUUCAGUGAUGAAAACUACAAAAACUGGCUGAAAACAACGGAGAGUCUUUACAUACUGAGGAACCGCAUUCGGGACUUCAUAGAAAAGGAAACCGAAACUUAUCACAACUCUCUUCAAAACAAAUCUCAUCUCCAUAGACAGACCUGUACGCGAUCGUGCAAAUUUGCGAAUAAGCCUGUCUGCCAGUUGUGUGAACACUGGAAGAAUGAAAUCAUUGCCAAUCAUAAUGGGAAGGGUAAUAGUAUACACUGGGAGAACUGCCGGCCACUUCUAUGGCCCACAGAUAAGUGGGAAGUUGCCAAAGCACAUAUGCCACGUGGGCACAAAGAACAUCGCAAGUUUGACCAGUUUGAUAUUGCUGCCAUCCUGAACUUAAUGAGUUCCUGUAAACAUUUCAAGAGCAUCCCAGGACAAUCUGUGAUUAACGUAAUAACUGUACGGAACAAAUUGAUGCAUUCGCCUGACUUCAAAGUCAGCAAUGAGGACAUGAAAAAUCAUCACAAAACAGUCCUGCAGUUGGCUGAGAAGCUCCAACCUCAUGUCCCAGAAAUGAAAGACUUGGAAAAGAAGAUAACACAGUUUCAUAACACCUUGGACAAGAAUUUCAAUCAAGCCCCGUGUGAGGUAGAUGGCCAACUGAAAGAUCUCCAGACCAUGAAAGACUUCCAGAAAGUUCUGGACCGUGAGCAGCAAGCCAUUAAAGACAGGAUUGAAGACUUUUUCUCACGCUUUGAGGGGAACCAAGAUGAAAAUGUCAAAGACAUGAGUCUCCUGGACUUCCUGGACCAAAACAAAGAUCUCCUGGAGAACCUGGGCCCUGAAGUCAACAAACUGAAAGAGAUGCAGGCAAAAGUAGAUCAACAUGAGGAGCAGAUCAGCAACCUGACAGGCAGAGUGGACCAACUGGAGAAAGUGACACAUGAUCCAGUUAUUCCUGGCAACCUGCUUAGAUACAAGAAUCAUCUUUAUGAAUAUUGUCAGGCAAAGAAAUGGCCAGAGGAUACAUUUCCUGUUUUUACAGAGGAUCAAGAAUCCCAGGGUUACAGAGGUAAAGUGACGGUGAAUGGGCAAAGUUUCAUUGGCAGAAGGGUAUUUAACGACAAAAAGGCAGCGCAUCAGGAGGUUGCAUACAUUGCCCUCGAGCAACUAAAAUUACAGGAAGAAAGCACAGAUGAACUAUCAAGCUCAGUCAUACAGCCUGAUGCCUCCACUUCAUCUUCCUCAGGAAUCACUUUCUUUGGUAAAGUGACUGUGGAUCUCAAUCGAGAAGUUGAGUCUGAUAGAUGCUCUUCAAAGGAAGAAGCGACUGAAGCAUCUUAUAAGGUUUUAUGGGAAAGUUUUCGCAUCAGUGCUCCAUUAGAAGGUCAGACUUACAAGUCAGUGACGAUGGAAUAUUUCAACACAAAUGGCCUCCCAAAACCAAUGGAAGAUUUUGAUGCCAACACAACCAUCUGCAAGCUCAAACUCAUUGGGCUUUUCACUUUUUAUGACAAAGAUGGCUCCACCAAGAAGAAACAGGCAGAGCAACAGGCAGCUAAAGUCGCUCUGCAGCAUCUGUCAGGGAUCCUCAACUGUGCUCCAAUAUCAGAUACUGAGAAGAACUUCAAAGGUGUUCUGAAGGAGUGUCUAGAGACGCUGGGUCUCAAAAAUCCUGUUUACGACACAGAUAAUAAAGCAGAGGCCAGUGAAGAGCCCAUCAGCUCGGACCUGAUUACUUCUACAGUAUCCAUCAGUCAGGCGGAAGUGAAAGAUCACUCAGAGUCUGAAAUCAUCUCAUCAUUUCCAUCUUGCCAAGAGUCAGUCCGUGUUCCUGUUCCUGUGCAGCCGGACCCUCCAGACUCCAGCUCUCCAGCCUCACAGAGGAAAAAGCCCAGGAGUGAAUGUCCAGGAAUCACUUUCUUUGGUAAAGUGACUGUGGAUCUCAAUCAAGAAGUUGAGUCCGAUAGAUGCUCUUCAAAGGAAGAAGCGACUGAAGCAGCUUAUAAGGUUUUGUCGGAACGUUUUCACAUCUGUUCUCCAGCAGAAGGUCAGACGUACAGGACAGGGAUCAUGGAAUAUUUCAACAUGCAUGAUUUACAAAAACCAACAGAAGAGUUUUUUGAUGAUGACAAUACAACAGUCUGCAAGCUCAAACUCAUCGGGCCUUUCACUUUUUAUGACAAAGAUGGCUCCACCAAGAAGAAACUGGCGGAGCAACAGGCAGCUAAAGUUGCUCUGCAGCAUCUGUCAGGGAUCCUCAACUUUACUCCAAUAUCAGAUACUGAGAAGAACUUCAAAGGUGUUCUGAAGGAGUAUCUAGAGACGCUGGGUCUCAAAAAUCCUGUUUAUGAAGAGUAUAAAGCAGAGGCCAGUGAAGAGCCUGUCACCAGCGGUAUGAGCACAAAGCUUUCAAACUUAUCUAUCAAUCAGGAAGCAGUAAAAGAGCAUUUAGACCUGAAGUCUGAAAGCAUCUCCAAAUCAGCACAGCUCCCAUCAGGCCAGGAACCAGUCCGUGUUCCUGUUCCUGUGCAGCCGGACCCUCCAGACUCCAGCUCUCCAGCCUCACAGAGGAAAAAGCCCAAGAUUGAUUGUCCAGAAAUCGAUGAGCUGGUGAAUGUAUAUAAUCUCAAGCCACCACACAUGAAUGUGGAGAACUUGAAAUAUGAUCAGAAUGUCAAAUGUACUGUGACAGUCAACCUGGAAAAAUAUACUUGUGCAAACAAACAAGGCUACGACUCCAAGAAAGAAGCCAUUCGAAAAGCCUACCUGUUAUUCGGCCGUGCAGUGGGAAUUCUGGAUCCUAGCUCAGAUGAAAAGACGUGCAGUGCUCUGGUGAAGCAGCACUUUUCUCAGAAGUCUCUUAUUCUUCCUCAGGAAGAUGUUGAAGGAUCUGUAAAGCCAUUUUACUGCUCACUAAAAAACAUAACUUACGAUGUGAAGUAUGAUGGACAAGGGUCUUCAGAAGGUGAAGCCAAGUUACAAGCUCUCCAGAAUGCCUUACAUGCACUAUCACCUCUCUUUGACUAUGCUUCACUACCGGGAGCGGAUAGUCCUGAUGAGGUGCAGAAUCAGCUGAGCUCCAUGCUGAACGGGGCCGGUCAGAAAGAGCCUGUCAUUGACCUGAAAUUUGAGGAACGAGCCUGUAUCCAGCUGUCUUUCUGCGACUAUACGCUGAAGUGCACAUGCCAAAGCUCCAAGAGAGCAGCUCGAAAUCAUCUGAGUGAACGUAUACUGGGUCUGCUGGGGGUAAAGACAGCAGAUAACAAUGCAUCUUUGAGAAACAGUUUAGAUGUGUGGUUCAGAAAGCAGAAUCUGCCACAGCCAGUAUUUGAGGACAUAGAAGAGGCGCUUGGAGCAAAGGCUACUUUCUCUGUUCAGUUAAGCUGCUGCAGUCCAGGCUGGGAAGACAGCUGGAAAACUGCAAAGUCGAAGCUGCUUCAAGAGCUCAAGCUCAGAUUUCGAUUUCUCAAUGACAAAAACAAUUGAAAUUGAUUUUAGCUGGAAAAAAAAAAAUCUACCCAAAUUGCACUAUUGGUCUGCAUGCCCUAGUCACCUACUGUACCUUGACUUGUCCUGGUGAAGAUUUUCAAACCUGGCUUGCCAUUUUAUCUGUUUUAAGGUGUUGUUGUUGUUGUUGUUUUUUUAAAUACAGAUAUUUACAUUCUUAAAUGUACAUUUAUUUUUACAAUUUUACAUUUCCCUGGGAUUUAAAUCAAUGGCCAUGGCACUGAAUGAAACUAGAUGUAUUUUAAAGAUUUUAAAGAUUCAUACCAAAGGUAUACCAACUAAACCCUUUUAACAUCAGCAGAAAAUUACAAAUCAACAAAAUGUAAUUGUAUCGAAUGGAAAACCUGAAGUUUCAUUCCUUUUCCAAAAGGCACUGAUAUUGCACUGACUGAAAUUCAGAUUCAGGGGUUUGUUGUCUUUGCUGGAAAACUAAUUUUAAUCUACUACUGUGCAUAUGAUUUAAUGAGAUGAGCUACAUUUUUAACAGUUUGGUUGGUGAAGUGAAUUUAUUAAUUCCACACUUGAAUGCAGAGCCAUUUUACAGUAUUGACAUUUACUUGUGUUGGAAAAUUACCAGUAUGCUGCAGAUCUUCAUAGGCUUACGAGAGAAACUGAGUGGUACAAUGUGAAUUUUGUACACCAGCUUGUCAUUACCUUUAUUAAACGUUUUUGGUUAAUAUUGCCCUUGAACUGUUGAUUGUGCAAUUUGAAACCUCUUUACAAUGAACUACAAAAACUGUUUACAAAAAGCUAUACUUUAUCAAAUACAGUGAGGACAGAAAAUGCAUUAUUGAUUUAAUAGUAAUGCAAUUCAUUUUGACUGUAUUACAGUUC